GCCGUGGCCCGAGGCCUCGCCGACGACGCCCGCGUGAGGGACGCGGCCGCGGUGGCGCUUGCGAGAAGCGGCCGCUUCGCGGAAGCGAGGGCUGUCCUCACCGAGGGCACCGCCGGCCUUGGCGCGUCCGGACGACGACGGACGGCGUGGCUGCGACGCUCGCGGCGCCGCUUCGACGCGCUGAGCGCCGAAGCGUUCCCCGGCGACGGCGACGAUCCGGCGACGCGGGCGCUCGAGGUCGCCCUGGGCGACGCGGCGACGUGGGGGACGAUGCCGUGCUUUGGGGACGAGAUUGCUCGGAAGGGCUACGCGCGCCUGCACCUCGCGCCGAGAGCUCAAAAAAUUGCUGAUGCGUUCUUCUGCGCCGAGGACGCGUGGUUGAGGUUGGCAGUGGCUCGUGUGAUACUAUACCAGGAGACGUGCCGCGUGCUCUCGCUCGGUGGAGGUCCUGGAGGCGACUUCGCGGCCCUCGCGACGCUCGCGGAUUAUGCGGGCGGCGACUACCUGGACAACCGACCGGCGCCGACGCGCCACCAGCGGCCGUCGGCGCGAGUGCACUGCGACGUCGUCGAUUAUGAAGAGGGUUGGGCGGCCUGCGUGGAGGCGCUGGCUUCGGUUGUUCCGGGCGGGCACCGCGUGGCCUUUCACACGGGCGACAUCACCAUUCCGCUGGAUUCAGAAGCGAACGCCGCAGUGGCGCAACGUGCCGACACGACAGAUGUCUUCAUCGCAUCGUAUGUCGUCGCCGAGAACGCUGUAUCACUGCGCGCCUCGGAGUACGUCUUCUUCCGCGAUCUCUUCAAGGCGGCCCAGCCCGGGGCAUUGUUCCUCUUCGCCGAGACGACGCAUCGCCUCUGGCCCGAAAUCCUGCAGUGCGCGCUCGACGUGCUCGAGGGCCCCGUACCGAUCUCGCUCCCAACGAACCUACCGGGCCGGAGCGGCUCGACGAUGAUCCUGCAGAAGGGCGGCGUCGGCGCGCCGGACGCGCGGGCUCUGCCGCCGGACCACGCCUAUGCGCGGCUUAUCGAGCGCUUCGUCGACGACAACGCGGCGCACGAGCGGCGGCUCGAGCGGGACCGUGACUGCGGUGCUAGGACUAGUGGGCGGAGCCCCUGGAGGGGAGACCGCGCGCGGCUCGCGGAGUAGACGCCACGACGCCGCGCCGAUGCGACCGCGUCACUGGGGAUUUAGUGCGUAAUGUUGUG
Molecule: messenger RNA, 1205 nt
Organism: Pelagomonas calceolata
Lineage: Eukaryota; Pelagophyceae; Pelagomonadales; Pelagomonadaceae
Source: the annotation of a GenBank genome assembly